AGAUCCCCAUCGUCGAAGUCACUGCUGCUCUUCAAUCGUCUUUCACUGCCCAUUUGGGAAUAUUUUCUGUGUUUUCGCCAAGUACUCAACUCGUCCGGGGCUUGCUUAUCAAAGCUACUCCCCUAUUAUGAAUAGACCAGGAACCGGUGCGAAUUGGAAUUUCAACUUGCCUGUGAGCGGUACACCAGGAAUACAAGGGAAUCAACAGCGUGCAAUCGGAGCCAUGGGGACUUUUGCACAAAGCAUUAGCGGGUCGCAGCCUGCUACACCUUUGGAUCUAUCGGAGUUCCCUUCUUUAUCCGGAGCGCCCCAGCAAUCACAAUCUCAGAACCCGAGUCAAUUAGUGUGGGCGAACGCUAGCCAACGUGCCGCUCAGCAUACCCCCGUGCAGAGACAGCAACACCCCCAGACCUCACAACCACCUUCACGAGCAUCCCAAACACCAUCUCACCCCCAACAAUCUCAACCGCCGCACGAUGAUAUAUUCCCCUCCGGUGCUCAGUUUGCCAAUCGUCUUGAUGACUUUAGGAAUGGCGGGCAAGGCAUUAGUGGUCAAUUAGGAGGGGGCGGUCAGCCUCAGACAGGCAAUAUCGACGAGUUUCCGCCCCUCGGACGCAAUGUCGCUGCAGAGCUGGGCCAGGACCGCCGAGGAUCUCUGAUGCAAAAUGCAGGAUUUGGCAAUUACAACGCCGGAAUGGCAUUUUCUGGCGUGAACCAGGCCCAAUCUGCACAAAAUCGCAAUAUGAUCGCCGCUUCAAUCAACGGACAGGAAACUGCCAGGAUGAUGUCGCCUGCAAAUGCGGGGUCAGGAGGUAUCGCAACUUCACGAUCCCCAGUAAAUCAGGGAACUAAUGGAGUUCCUGGGCAAGAAAAAGAUGAAUUGAGCGGUGCCAUAUUGUCUGCCCAACGCAAUUUCACCGAACAGGAGCAAAUUCAAAGGCAGCAGCAAGCUGUUGCUGGCGAGGGACAGGAGCCUGGCGCUAAUCAAAGCUCCGAGCAGCCACCAUUGGCUCAGAUGAGCGAGCUUGACCGGUUUGGACUCGCAGGGUUAUUAAGAAUGAUUCAUAGCGAAAGUCCAGAUGUCGCGAGCCUCGCAGUAGGCCAGGACCUGAUGACGUUGGGCUUGGACCUCAAUCAACCUGAACCUCUACAUACAUCCUUCGCCUCGCCCUUUGUCUCUUCCAUGUCGGCAGUGCCGUUGGAACAAGACUUCUCUUUGCCGUCUUGCUAUAACGUUGCCAACAUCCAACCUCUCCAAUCUCGUAUCCCGAGCUUCAGCGAUGAGACACUCUUCUACAUCUUCUAUAGCAUGCCCCGGGAUAUUAUGCAAGAACUUGUGGCCGAGGAGUUGAUGGGUCGUAAAUGGAGAUAUCACAAGCUUGAACGAUGCUGGCUGACUCGUGACGAGACCUACCCUGGCCCGGUUGAUGUUGAGCGAGGCGUUAGUGAGCGAGGUGUUUAUCUACUGUGGGAUCCCGCAAGCUGGAAAAAGAUCAGGCGCGAGUUUAUUCUUCGAUACGAGGAUUUGGACAACAGACUUGAUCCCAACAGGAACCUCGCUGCCCGCCCAGCUGGAUUCCCACCUCACGCUUCAUGAGUUUCCAUGAGAGACAAAUUAAUCAAUCAGCAGUGGCGUUGGGUU
Messenger RNA from Aspergillus wentii DTO 134E9, 1642 nucleotides. Its product is annotated as NOT2/NOT3/NOT5 family protein. Lineage: Eukaryota; Fungi; Ascomycota; Eurotiomycetes; Eurotiales; Aspergillaceae. Gene Ontology annotation, cellular component: P-body; CCR4-NOT core complex. Gene Ontology annotation, biological process: nuclear-transcribed mRNA poly(A) tail shortening; regulation of DNA-templated transcription. The record is from RefSeq and is a predicted model, not a curated record. The coding region runs from base 128 to 1597 and encodes 489 amino acids. The transcript is spliced from 7 exons.